Penicillium manginii is the source of this 1497-nucleotide messenger RNA. RefSeq names its product cytochrome P450. Lineage: Eukaryota; Fungi; Ascomycota; Eurotiomycetes; Eurotiales; Aspergillaceae. The transcript is spliced from 3 exons. The record is from RefSeq and is a predicted model, not a curated record. Gene Ontology annotation, molecular function: monooxygenase activity; heme binding; oxidoreductase activity, acting on paired donors, with incorporation or reduction of molecular oxygen. The coding region runs from base 1 to 1497 and encodes 498 amino acids.
AUGGGUGUUUCUAUCAUUUCUCUCGUCGCGCUGGCCAUCGCAGGAUUGGCCUUUUAUAAGGUCGUGAUAUACCCCUGCUUCAUCUCGCCACUCGCAAAGAUCCCCAACGCACACUGGAGUGUCCCUGUUUCCCCGGGUUGGAUGCUAUGGAAGAGAUUCCGCAUGCAAAAUAAUCGUACCAUCCAGGCGGCGCAUGAGAGGCUCGGUCCUAUUGUGAGACUUGGACCUUCGGAGAUAUCAGUGAAUUGCGUCGAUGGAGGGAUCAAAACUGUCAGCAUGUUCACGAUGAUCGGUACCAAGUCCCAUUCCGUACGCAAGAGAAUGCUGUCCAACAUCUACUCGAAAUCAACCUUGCAAACGUCACCUCAUCUACGCGUUGUCUCGAAUGCAGUCAUAUACGAUCGCCUACUUCCGAUAUUGCACGAUGCAGCAAGUUCAGAGCAAUCGAUCGAUGUGCAUGAUCUCAACCAAGGCUUGACAAUGGACUUCGUCUCCUGCUAUCUAUUCGGCUUACAGAAUGGGACGAAUCAUUUGCAGGAUCAUGAAUUCCGCAAGCACUGGCUCCACAUGUACCUCUGUCGCAAGCCAUUUGAAUUCUACCACCAAGAGACCCCUCAGUUGAUCGACUGGAUGGAAUGUAUAGGUUUGCGUCUUAUCCCAAAGUAUUGCGAUACCGCCAAUGACAUGCUCGAUGCGUGGGCACUGGAUCUAUGUGGCAAAGCAGCCCAGUCAUUGAACUCAACGGACCCCACUGUCGAACCUAUAGUAUACAAGCAGCUGAAGCAAAGCUUGGAUAAACAGGCAGCAAAAGAAGGGGGUCCAAAGCCAGACCCGGCAGAGCAACAGAACGAUAUUGCAUGCGAGAUGUACGACCAACUAACAGCGGGGUUUGAAACUAGUGCUGUUGGUCUAACUUAUCUCCUGUGGGAAUUAUCCAAGAACCCAGAUCUUCAGAGCAAGCUUCAUGAAGAGCUGAUGACAUUGGAUCCUCCCAUCGGGAUACCCAAGUCCGCCGAGCUCCCUCCGGCAAAAGCCGUUGAUGCACUGCCACUGCUGGAAGCUAUCGUGACCGAAACAUUGAGACUUCACGCUCCAAUUCCUGGGAUCCAGCCACGAGUCACACCAUCGCCAUCUUGCUCUCUCGGGGGUUAUGACAAUAUCCCAGCCAAUACCCGUGUUAAUGCGCAGGCUUACUCGUUGCACCGCAAUCCAGAAGUCUUCCCUGAGCCCGAGACUUGGAGGCCGAGCAGAUGGCUGAAGGAAGAAAAUUCGACUGUCGAUCUCGAAGAACAGAAGCGUUGGUUUUGGGCGUUUGGAAGUGGUGGGCGUAUGUGUGUCGGAAGUAAUCUCGCGUUACAAGAAACCAAGCUCGUCGUAGCAGCGAUCUAUUCCAACUUCCGAACCACAAUCGUGAAUGAUGAUGGCAUCGAAGCUAUCGAUGCAUACACGGUCGGUCCGCGAGCCGAGCAGUUGAUCCUGAAAUUCCAUCCACUGUAG